Molecule: messenger RNA, 483 nt
Organism: Anthostomella pinea
Lineage: Eukaryota; Fungi; Ascomycota; Sordariomycetes; Xylariales; Xylariaceae
Source: the annotation of a GenBank genome assembly
AUGACUUCAGCGCUUGAGCCUCAUGGAGGUCUGACACACCUCAAGGAGAGGUUACUUGAGAGUGCCCAAGCUAAGCUGGAUGUCCACGCUGUGCUGAAUCCUGCGCCUCAUUUAGCAGUACCUGUGACGAACGCCGCACCUGUUGCCGAACAACCAUCCAUCGCUCCUGCCACCACCGCCGCCAGCGCUCCGAGACCCUCGAGCAAGACGCGCAAGGCGCACACCUCCCUGGAGGAGGAUAUCGCUGCUUACAAGCAGGAUCUGAACGGUGUCGUUAGCCAGCUCGCUUACCAGGACCUGCCCAUGCCCAGUUGCAAUGUCGUGCGCGGACGCAUCAACAAGCUGCUUGACGCCGGCAUCAUGACGAAUACCGACUUUUGCAGGGCCAUCGGCAGCAGCAACACCAACAGGCUGACCAACUUUCUGAGCAAGACCGGAGCGAACGGGUUAGGCAGUUCUGUCUAUCUCAACGCCUGUGCCUGA